Molecule: messenger RNA, 2807 nt
Organism: Acinonyx jubatus (cheetah)
Lineage: Eukaryota; Metazoa; Chordata; Mammalia; Carnivora; Felidae
Gene: SMARCD2
Product: SWI/SNF related, matrix associated, actin dependent regulator of chromatin, subfamily d, member 2
Exons: 13
Coding region: 340-1935 (531 amino acids)
Biological process (GO): regulation of transcription by RNA polymerase II
Cellular component (GO): SWI/SNF complex; nucleus
Source: RefSeq, a predicted model, not a curated record
GGCCUAGCGCUGGGCUUGUUUGGGCGGGGCAGGGAGUUAGUUGCCGCCUCUGGGUAACUGGACUCUGUCGGCCAAACCUCCGGAGGCCGCGGGCGGCAGGCGGGCCUGCAGCAGAUCCCGGAUCCGGAAUUCCCCGGGCAGGACCGGAAUCAGGAUCGGCCCUGCCCCAAACCGGGUCUGUGGGGAACUCGAGGUCUUGGACUAGGAAAUCCCGGAACCCGGAUCAACAAACCCCAGAACCCGGAAUUUAGAUCGGAAAGUCCCGGAUCACGGAUCGCGGAGCGGACUCGACACGGAGCCCGGAGCCCGGAUCGCGACACCGCCGGACGGGACGGAGCGAUGUCGGGCCGUGUCGCGGGCGGGUUCCCGCUGCCUCCGCUGAGUCCUGGCGGCGGCGCAGUUGCCGCGGCUCUGGGGGCGCCGCCUCCGCCAGCGGGACCCGGCAUGCUGCCCGGACCGGCGCUCAGGGGGCCAGGACCGGCUGGAGGUGUGGGGGGUCCCGGGGCCGCCGCCUUCCGCCCCAUGGGCCCCGCGGGCCCCGCAGCGCAGUACCAGCGGCCCGGUAUGUCACCAGGGAGCCGGAUGCCCAUGGCUGGCUUGCAGGUGGGGCCCCCUGCCGGCUCCCCAUUUGGCACAGCUGCUCCACUUCGACCUGGCAUGCCACCCACCAUGAUGGACCCGUUCCGAAAACGCCUGCUGGUGCCCCAGGCCCAGCAUCCAAUGCCGGCCCAGCGCCGGGGGUUAAAGAGGAGGAAGAUGGCAGAUAAGGUUCUACCUCAGCGAAUUCGGGAACUUGUCCCAGAGUCUCAGGCGUAUAUGGAUCUUUUGGCUUUUGAGCGGAAGCUGGACCAGACCAUUGCCCGAAAGCGGAUGGAGAUCCAAGAGGCCAUCAAAAAGCCUCUGACGCAAAAACGAAAGCUGCGGAUCUAUAUUUCUAAUACAUUCAGUCCCAGCAAAGCAGAAGGUGAUAAUGCAGGAAACGCAGGGACCCCCGGGGGAACCCCAGCAGGGGACAAGGUGGCUUCCUGGGAACUCCGAGUGGAGGGAAAACUGCUGGAUGAUCCUAGCAAACAGAAGAGGAAGUUUUCUUCAUUCUUUAAGAGCCUCGUCAUUGAGCUGGACAAGGAACUGUACGGGCCUGACAACCACCUGGUGGAGUGGCACCGGAUGCCCACCACCCAGGAGACUGAUGGCUUCCAGGUGAAACGGCCUGGAGACCUUAACGUCAAGUGCACCCUCCUGCUCAUGCUGGAUCAUCAGCCUCCCCAGUACAAGUUGGACCCCCGACUGGCAAGGCUGCUAGGGGUGCACACACAGACCAGGGCCGCCAUCAUGCAGGCCCUGUGGCUUUAUAUCAAACACAACCAGCUGCAGGACGGGCACGAGCGGGAGUACAUCAAUUGCAACCGUUACUUUCGCCAGAUCUUCAGUUGUGGCCGACUUCGUUUCUCGGAGAUUCCCAUGAAGCUGGCUGGAUUGCUGCAGCAUCCAGACCCCAUUGUCAUCAACCACGUCAUUAGCGUAGACCCUAAUGACCAGAAGAAGACAGCGUGUUAUGACAUUGAUGUGGAGGUAGACGACCCACUCAAGGCCCAGAUGAGCAAUUUUCUGGCCUCCACCACCAAUCAACAGGAGAUUGCCUCCCUUGAUGUCAAGAUCCAUGAGACCAUUGAGUCCAUCAACCAGCUGAAGACCCAGAGGGAUUUCAUGCUCAGCUUUAGCACUGACCCUCAGGACUUCAUCCAGGAGUGGCUCCGAUCUCAGCGCCGAGAUCUGAAGAUCAUCACUGAUGUGAUUGGGAAUCCUGAGGAAGAGAGACGAGCUGCUUUCUACCACCAGCCCUGGGCCCAGGAAGCAGUGGGGAGGCACAUCUUUGCCAAGGUGCAGCAGCGAAGGCAAGAACUGGAACAGGUGCUGGGAAUCCGCCUGACCUAACUGCUCAGGGACCCCCCCCCCCCACCUCCACCUCCACCUGGAAGGGGACCACCCUCUGGGGCCACAGACACGUAGGCUAAGGAUGGGGUGAAGGGUGUCUGCUGUCACCCUGUGUUCCCCAGCUGUAGUUUCGUAAAUGUAGUGAUAGGAUUCCUUGUUGCUUGGUCCCCGAAGCCUUAUAUUUACUUUACACUUCGGCUUUAAAUGGGUUCAGAACAGAUGCCUCCUCUGCUCCCUGCAGGCAGGCAGGCCCAAGUAGGUCCGCUGGAGGCUGUAGUUUGACAUUGCAAUGGAGACUUCAGAACCAGGCCCGCCAGCUUUGCUUGUUUACAGACCCCCUCGGAGCUAGCAUCAGUGCUGGCUCCGAGGAGCUGGGUGAGGAAGAGGGGCACAGCUCACACUCUUCCUGGCCUUUCUAAACCAAAGUUCUUUGCCAUUCCUACCAGCGCAGUCUUGCUGCUGGUUUUUUCCUUUCCUUUGGGUAUUUGCACUAUUUGGGAAGCAGGUUUUUCUAUGCGGGAGCCACUUUUUUUGUACAGGGGUAAGUUGGGGUUUUCAGGGAGCCCUGUUUGGUGCCUCCUUCCUUAUCUUCUUUCCUCAAUCUAUGCAAGCGGCUCUGGCCGCCAUCAUCUCCUGGGAUGCCAGAGGGCGGCCACCCCAGCUCUUGGGCCCAGGGUGGUAGAGCCUCCUUGGAGGGGACUCCAGUUCUCUGGCAUGGCCUGAGGUACGGGUGUGCGUGAGCGGUGGAGGGGGAGGUGGGGAGAACCGUUGUUGCCCUUUGGAACUCGGUAGGGAGGGCGGACCCCAGGGCUUGGCAGGCGCCACUUCUGGCAGGUUUGGAAAUUUCCAAAUAAAUCCUUGUUUAUCGGUGA